Molecule: messenger RNA, 6695 nt
Organism: Gopherus evgoodei (Goodes thornscrub tortoise)
Lineage: Eukaryota; Metazoa; Chordata; Testudines; Testudinidae
Product: deleted in malignant brain tumors 1 protein-like
Exons: 22
Coding region: 20-6385 (2121 amino acids)
Cellular component (GO): membrane
Source: RefSeq, a predicted model, not a curated record
AAGACGGGUCAGGGUGACAAUGAAGGAACUUCUCUCUAUUCAGUUGCUUUGGUUUCUCCUUUCUUUUCACUCCACCAUAGGUGCUGAUGUCCUGAGGCUGGUGGAUGGAGACAGCCCCUGUGCUGGGAGAGUGGAGGUUAAACACCAGGAUCAGUGGGGGAUGGUGUGUGAUGAUGAUGAAACGGAACGGCAGUAUCAUUCAGUCAUUUGUAAACAGCUGGGAUGUGGAUCUGCCGUUGCCACGUCUGAAGCUUUAAUUUUUGGAGAACAUUCUGGACUGACUUGGCUCACAGAAGUUAUUUGUCAUGGUAACGAGUCAGCUCUCUGGGACUGCAAACAUGGAGGAUGGGAAUUGAAAUCUUGCCCUUAUCCUGCUGGAGUGCUCUGUUCAGGCCAUAUUAAGUCCCGGCUGAUUGGAGGGGAGAGUAUCUGCUCAGGACGCGUUGAGAUAGAACAUGGAGAAACAUGGGUUACAGUCUGUGAUGCUGACUUCGAUCUCAAAGCUGCCAGGGUUAUCUGUAGUGAAUUAAACUGUGGAGCAGCGGUAUCGAUCCUGGGAGGAGCUCACUUUAAACAAGGAGAUGGGCCAAUCUGGAAUGAAAAACUUCAGUGUGCAGGGAAUGAGUCACAACUCUUCUAUUGUCCCAGGGUCUCACAUUUGAAUGAGACAUGCUCACAUGCAAAUGAUGUCAGCAUUGUGUGCUCAGGAGCUACUGAGGAGCUGAGGCUGGUGGAUGGAGGCAGCCCCUGUGCUGGGAAAGUGGAGGUUAAACACAAGGAUCAGUGGGGGAUGGUGUGUGAUGGUGUCUGGGAAAUGGAAGAUGCUGAAGUUGUUUGUAGGCAGUUGGGAUGUGGAUCUGCUGUUAGUGUCCAUGAUCAAGCUCAUUUUGGGUCCAGUUCUGGGCCAAUUUGGCUGGAUGAAGUUGCCUGUGAUGGUACUGAGUCAUCUCUCUUGGAGUGCAAACACAGAGGAUGGGGUGUGCAUAGCUGUGAUCAUCAUAAACCUGCUGGAGUCACCUGUUCAGGUCAUAUUACACCCCGACUUGCUGGAGGGGACAGCAUCUGCUCAGGACGUGUUGAAGUAAGACAUGGAGAAGAAACAUGGUCUACAGUCUGUGAUUCCCACUUCAGUCUCAAUACUGCCAUCGUUAUCUGCAACCAGCUAAACUGUGGAACAGCCAUAUCUAUCCUGGGAGGAGCUCAGUUUGGAGAAGGAAAUGGAACAGUCUGGAAUGAAACAUUCCAGUGUGUAGGGAAUGAAUCCCACCUUGUGUAUUGUCCCAGAACAUCACAUGUGAAUCAGACAUGUGGUCCUGCUAACGUUGUCAGCAUCAUAUGCUCACGGUACCCAGGGUUCCGGUUGGUGAACGGCAGCACACAGUGCUCAGGGAGAGUGGAGAUCCAGGUGCAUGGUGCCUGGGGAGCCCUGUGUGACUCACAUUGGGACUUAUCCAUCGCCAACGUCCUUUGCAAUCAGCUUGAAUGUGGAUUCGCCAUAUUGGCUCCGGGCGAAGGAUACUUUCGGGAAGGAAAUGGCUCUGAGUGGACAGACUCACUUCACUAUAAGAGUUCUGACCCAUACUUGGGUCACAGCCCUGUUACCACGUUGGAGGCACCUCAGUGCCCACAUGCUAAUGAUGCCAGUGUGAUUUGUUCAGGAAACAGGCAGAUCAGAUUGGUGAAUGGGUCAGAUUGUUGUGCCGGAAGAGUGGAGAUUUAUUACAAUGGCACCUGGGGGACAAUCUGUGAUGAUUCCUGGGACCUGUCAGACUCCAGUGUUAUUUGUAGAGAACUGGGAUGUGGACACGCCAUCAGUGCAACUAUCUCUGCACAUUCUGGGGAAGGAUCUGGGCAGAUCUGGCUGGAUGAUGUAAACUGCUCUGGGAAUGAAUCCAGUCUCUGGGAAUGUCCAUCUGGAGGAUGGGGUUUGCAUAACUGCAGGCACAACGAAGAUGCAGGAGUUGUCUGUUCAGAAAACAAACAGAUCAGACUGGUGAAUGGAACAGAUCACUGCUCUGGGAGAGUGGAGAUUUAUUACAAUGGCACCUGGGGAACAAUCUGUGAUAAUUCCUGGGAUCUAUCAGAUGCCAACGUUGCUUGCAAACAACUGAGAUGUGGACACGCCAUCAAUGCAUCUGUCUCUGCUCGAUACGGGCUAGGAUCUGGGAAGAUCUGGCUGGAUGAUGUGAAUUGCUCUGGGAAUGAAUCCAAUCUCUGGGUGUGUUCUUUCAGAGAAUGGGGUCAGCACAAUUGUGGAGAUCAUGAAGAUGCUGGAGUUAUCUGCUCAGGAAGUAAACAGAUCAGACUGGUGAAUGGGGCAGAUCACUGUGCUGGCAGGGUGGAAAUUUAUUACCAAGACACGUGGGGGACAGUCUGUGAUGAUUCCUGGGACCUAUCGGAUGCCAAUGUUGUUUGCAAAGAACUGGGAUGUGGACAUGCCAUCAAUGCACCUGUUUCUGCUCAUUAUGGGCAAGGAUCAGGGGAGAUCUGGCUGGAUGAUGUGAACUGCUCUGGAACUGAAACCAACCUUUGGAUAUGUCCUUCCAGGGGAUGGGGUCAGCACAGCUGUGGGCAUCAUGAAGAUGCAGGAGUGCUCUGCUCAGAACACAAGCAGAUCAGACUGGUAAAUGGUGCAGAUCACUGCUCUGGGAGAGUGGAAAUUUAUUACAAUGGCAUCUGGGGGACAGUCUGUGAUGAUUCCUGGGAUCUGUUGGACUCCAAUGUCAUUUGCAAACAACUGGGAUGUGGACAUGCCAUCAAUGCAACUGUCUCUGCUCAUUAUGGGGAAGGAGCUGGGCAGAUCUGGCUGGCCAAUGUGAACUGCUCUGGAACUGAAUCCAGUCUGUGGACCUGUCCUUCCAGGGGAUGGGGUCAGCAUAACUGUGCACACUCCAACGAUGCAGGAGUUAUCUGCUCAGGGAGCAAGCAAGUCAGACUCAUAAAUGGAGCGGACCAUUGUGAAGGGAGAGUAGAGGUAAAUUACAGAGGCACCUGGGGAACAAUCUGUGAUGAUUCUUGGGACCUAUCGGAUGCCAAUGUUGUUUGCAAACAACUGGGAUGUGGACGUUCCAUCAAUGUAACUGCUACUCAUUAUGGGGAAGGAUCAGGACAGAUCUGGCUGGAUGAAUUGAACUGCUCUGGAAAUGAAUCCUAUCUCUGGGCAUGUCCUUCCAGAGGAUGGGGCCAGCACAACUGUGGACACAAAGAGGAUGCAGGAGUUCUCUGUUCAGGAAGCAACCAGGUCAGACUGGUGAAUGGGGCAGAUCGCUGCUCUGGGAGAGUGGAAAUCUAUAAUGAUGGCAUGUGGGGAACAGUCUGUGAUGAUUUCUGGGACCUAUCAGAUUCCAAUAUUGUUUGCAAACAGCUUGGAUGUGGACACGCUCUUCUUUCAAAUCUCUCUGGACAUUAUGGGGAAGGAUCAGGGAAGAUCUGGCUAGAUGAUCUGAAUUGCUCUGGGAAUGAAUCCAAGCUCUGGGAAUGUUCUUCCAGAGGAUGGGAUCAACAUAACUGUCAUCACUAUGAAGAUGCAGGAAUUCUCUGCUCAGGAAGCCAACAGGUCAGACUGGUGAAUGGGAUCGAUCGCUGUGCUGGGAGAGUGGAGAUUUCCUACAAUGGCACCUGGGGGACAGUCUGUGAUCAUUCCUGGGACCUAUCAGAUGCCAGUAUCGUUUGCAAACAACUGAGAUGUGGGCAUGCCAUCAGUGCAACUGUCUCUGCUCAUUAUGGGCAAGGAUCAGGGCAGAUCUGGCUGGAUGAGUUGAAAUGCUCUGGAACUGAAUCCACUCUCUCAGAAUGUCCUUCCGAGGGCUGGGGGCAGCAUAACUGUGGGCAUCAUGAAGAUGCAGGAGUGCUCUGUUCAGGAAGCGAACAGAUCAGACUGGUGAAUGGAGUAGACAGAUGCUCUGGGAGAGUGGAAGUUUAUUACAAUGGCACCUGGGGGACAGUCUGUGAUGAUUCCUGGGACACAUCAGAUGCCAAUGUUGUUUGCAAAGAAUUGGGAUGUGGACACGCCAUCAAUGCACCUGGCUCAGCUCAUUAUGGACAAGGAUCAGGGCAGAUCUGGCUGGAUGAUGUGAGUUGCUCUGGGAGUGAAUCCUAUCUUCGGGACUGUUCCUCCAGAGGAUGGGGCCAGCACAACUGUGGGCACGGUGAAGACGCUGGAGUUCUCUGCUCAGGAAGCAAACAGAUCAGACUGGUGAAUGGAGUAGACAGAUGCUCUGGGAGAGUGGAAGUUUAUUACAAUGGCACCUGGGGGACAGUCUGUGAUGAUUCCUGGGACACAUCAGAUGCCAAUGUUGUUUGCAAAGAAUUGGGAUGUGGACACGCCAUCAAUGCACCUAGCUCAGCUCAUUAUGGACAAGGAUCAGGGCAGAUCUGGCUGGAUGACGUGAGUUGCUCUGGAAGCGAAUCCUAUCUUCAGGACUGUUCCUCCAGUGGAUGGGGUCAGCACAACUGUGGGCAUGGUGAAGACGCUGGAGUUCUCUGCUCAGGAAGCAAACAGCUCAGACUGGUGAAUGGAGCAGAUCAUUGUGCUGGGAGAGUGGAGGUUUAUAAUGAUGGCACCUGGGGCACAGUUUGUGAUGAUUACUGGGAUCUACUGGCUUCGAAUGUUGUUUGCAAACAACUGGGGUGUGGACAUAUCAUCAAUGUAACUGUCUCUGCUUAUUAUGGGGAAGGAUCAGGGCAGAUCUGGCUGGACAAAGUGAAGUGCUCUGGAACUGAAUCCUAUAUCUGGGAAUGUUCUUCUAGUAGAUGGGGUAAGAAUAACUGUGGACACAGCGAAGAUGCAGGAGUUAUCUGCUCAGGAAGCAAACAGAUCAGACUGGUGAAUGGGGCAAAUCGUUGCUCUGGGAGAGUGGAGAUUUAUUACCGUGGUUCCUGGGGGACAGUCUGUGAUAAUUCCUGGGCCCUUUCAGCUGCCAAUGUUGUUUGCAAAGAACUGGGAUGUGGACACGCCAUCAAUGCACCUGGUUUGGCUCACUAUGGAAAAGGAUCAGGGCAGAUCUGGCUGGAUGAAGUGAGUUGCUCCGGAAAUGAAUCCUAUCUUCGAGACUGUUCCUCCAAAGGAUGGGGUCAGCACAACUGUGAGCACAGUAAAGAUGCUGGAGUUUUCUGCUCAGGAACCAAACAGAUCAGACUGGUGAAUGGGGCAGAUCGUUGCUCUGGGAGAGUGGAGAUUCAUUACAAUGGCGCCUGGGGGACAGUCUGUGAUGAUUCCUGGGACAUAUCAGAUGUCAAUGUUGUUUGUAAAGAAUUGGGAUGUGGACACGCCAUUGAUGCCCCUACCUCAGCUUAUUAUGGGCAAGGAUCAGGGCAGAUCUGGCUGGAUGAUGUGAGUUGCUCUGGGAGUGAAUCCUAUCUUCGGGACUGUUCCUCCAGAGGAUGGGGUCAGCAUAACUGCGGGCACGGUGAAGACGCUGGAGUUCUCUGCUCAGGAAGUAAACAGAUCAAACUGGUGAAUGGAAUAGAUAGAUGCUCUGGGAGAGUGGAGAUUUAUUACAAUGGCACCUGGGGGACAGUCUGUGAUGAUUCCUGGGACAAAUCAGAUGCCAAUAUUGUUUGCCAAGAAUUGGGAUGUGGAAGCGCCCUUAAUGCACCUGGCUCAGCUCAUUAUGGGGAAGGAUCAGGGCAGAUCUGGCUGGAUGAUGUGAGUUGCUUUGGAAAUGAAUCCUAUCUUCGGGACUGUUCCUCCAGAGGAUGGGGUCAGCAUAACUGUGGGCACGGUGAAGAUGCUGGAGUUCUUUGCUCAGGAAGCAAACAGAUCAGACUGGUGAAUGGGGCAGAUCGAUGCUCUGGGAGAGUGGAGAUUCAUUACACUGACUCCUGGGGAACAGUCUGUGAUGAUUCCUGGGACCUAUCAGAUGCCAAUGUUGUUUGUGAAGAACUGGGCUGUGGACGUGCUAUCAAAGCACGUGACUCAGCUCAUUAUGGGCAAGGAUCAGGGCAGAUCUGGCUGGAUGAUGUGAGUUGCUCUGGGAGUGAAUCCUAUCUUCGGGACUGUUCCUCCAGAGGAUGGGGUCAGCACAACUGUGGGCACGGUGAAGACGCUGGAGUUCUCUGCUCAGGAAGCAAACAAAUCAGACUGGUGAAUGGGGGAGAUCCUUGCUCUGGGAGGGUAGAGAUUCAUUACAAUAGCACCUGGGGGACAGUCUGUGAUGAUUCCUGGGACACAUCAGAUGCCAAUGUUGUUUGUAAAGAAUUGGGAUGUGGACACGCCAUCGAUGCACCUGGCUCAGCUUAUUAUGGGCAAGGAUCAGGGCAGAUCUGGCUGGAUGAUGUGAGUUGCUCUGGGAGUGAAUCCUAUCUUCGGGACUGUUCCUCCAGAGGAUGGGGCCAGCAUAACUGUGGACACGGUGAAGAUGCUGGAGUUCUCUGCUCAGGUUAGAAUCUGCAUUCACUAAGAAGGGAAAACGGCUCUGGGCUGGUGAAAGACAAGUCUCAUGACCCAGACUAUGAAGAAUCUGAACAAUACAUUCUUGGAUCAUCAAUAUAAGAAUAAUUGAGUUUAGAUAAAAUACAACAUGAGGCAGCAAACUCUAUAUGAUCUGCUUCUUUUUCUGAGAAAAGCUCAGCUGUGACACACUGAUAUAAUACUGUUCAGAGAGGCUUCUAAAGUUGCAGGAAAUACAAGCACGUUUAGGAACACGUUGCCAAAUUUCCUCUGUAUAAUUUUCCAUUGGUCAAACUGUGUAGAC